CGGGGCGCCGGCGGGCACCGGCUUCUCUGCGGGGCUGUGUGCGGGAGCCGUUGUAGCAGGGCAGCGCCGUGGCGUUAUGUAACCCGCCCUCAUCCCGCGGUGGGGUCCGCCUGCGGUCUGCGGAGCCGCCGUUUCUCCUGCCGGCGAGCAGGAAUGGCUGGGUCGUGCAGGCAGCGCCUCCCGUGUCCCGCUUCUCUUUCCGAGCCUGCCGCUGGGUUUUGAGGCGCACAGAGCGACCGGCAGCAGCAGCAGGUCUCUGCGCUGCCAUCCCUACAAGCCUGUCUUCCUGAGCCUACUAGAAGAUGAAUAAUCUUUCCUUUAGUGAAUUGUGUUGCCUCUUCUGUUGUCCGCCAUGCCCAGGGAAAAUCGCUUCCAAACUGGCAUUCUUACCUCCUGAUCCCACGUACACACUGAUGUGUGAUGAAAGUGGUAGUCGCUGGACUUUGCAUCUCUCAGAGCGAGCAGACUGGCAAUAUUCUUCAAGAGAAAAAGAUGCCAUUGAGUGUUUCAUGACUAGAACAAGUAAGGGUAACAGGAUUGCCUGUAUGUUUGUGCGUUGCUCACCUAACGCCAAGUAUACUUUGCUCUUCUCGCAUGGAAAUGCUGUUGACUUAGGUCAGAUGAGCAGCUUUUACAUAGGACUGGGUUCACGGAUUAAUUGCAACAUAUUUUCAUAUGAUUAUUCUGGAUAUGGUGCAAGUUCUGGGAAGCCAACGGAGAAGAAUCUGUAUGCUGACAUUGAUGCUGCUUGGGUGGCUCUUAGGACAAGGUAUGGAAUCCGCCCUGAAAAUGUGAUUAUAUAUGGCCAAAGUAUAGGAACAGUACCAUCUGUGGAUCUUGCUGCUAGGUAUGAAAGUGCUGCUGUAAUUCUUCAUUCUCCACUGACCUCAGGAAUGCGAGUAGCUUUUCCUGAUACAAAGAAGACAUAUUGCUUUGAUGCAUUCCCAAACAUUGACAAAAUUUCUAAAAUAACAUCUCCUGUGUUAAUUAUCCAUGGGACUGAAGAUGAAGUAAUUGACUUUUCACAUGGCCUAGCAUUAUUUGAACGUUGCCAGAGACCUGUAGAACCACUGUGGGUAGAAGGAGCGGGCCAUAACGAUGUGGAACUCUAUGGACAGUACCUUGAAAGAUUAAAACAGUUUGUAUCACAGGAACUGGUGAACUUGUAAUUUUCUUUGUAUAUUUACAUGCUUUUUAAUUUCACUGCAGAACUGCACGCCUUGAUACAUACAUAACAUAAAACCUGAAGGUUGUGUUUUCAAAUCGUGUUGGUUGCCUUCAUUAAAUGUACAGGUAAUGAUUUGUCAACAUAAUUAAUGAAGGUUUUAAUGCCAGUAUUAUAAACUGGAAUUACACGAUCAUGCAGUCAAGCUUGGCAGUUCAUACUACUUUGUGUGAGGUUUUUCUUUUUAGAUGUCCAAAAAAAUCACAAGGAGUACUGUAUGAAAUUUUAAUUAUAUAAAAUCAAGUGCUGUAAAAGUGUUGCCAAAUGCUUUAGCAUAUAAAAAAUAAGUUUAUAAAUAUUUUUUAAACAUCUCAAAAUGUACUGUGACUUAUUCUGUUGCACAGGUGUAAAUUAAAAACCAGACUUCUAAGCAGUUGUCCUGUAAAAAUGCAAUAGCCAUGAAAUUUGAGCAAUUACUCAUGUAUGUAAUAAGAACAAACAGUCACUGGAAAGAACCUGUGCCCUGUUAUAGAGGGAGGGGAUCAAAAUAGAUCUCUUUGCAUAUAUUUCAUAUCUUUUGUGGUUAGUUAAACUUUAGUUGUUCUGUUUUCUUUGUGUGCUUUUUUUUAACCUGAAAAGGACAAAUUUGCCCAUGCAUCUUCUCAGCAGUCCUAAUCUUGCCAACAUAAUAUCAUAAGUUACCAUUGUAACAACAUAAAUAUCAUUCACGUGAUUGCUACUGAGGCCACUAAGUACUACUUUGAAACCAUUAAGGCUUUUAGAACCUAGAAAGCUUUGUGGGCAAUGUAGUUUUAAACAUUGAUUGGUUAGAGAUGCAAUAUUUCAAUAGAAAGAA
Molecule: messenger RNA, 2021 nt
Organism: Cygnus atratus (black swan)
Lineage: Eukaryota; Metazoa; Chordata; Aves; Anseriformes; Anatidae
Gene: ABHD17B
Product: abhydrolase domain containing 17B, depalmitoylase
Exons: 4
Coding region: 303-1169 (288 amino acids)
Biological process (GO): protein depalmitoylation
Cellular component (GO): endosome membrane; plasma membrane
Molecular function (GO): palmitoyl-(protein) hydrolase activity
Source: RefSeq, a predicted model, not a curated record